AUGACCGCCCUUCACCCCGAGUUCGCACCUGUCGCUAUCAUCGCAUGCCUCUCACUCCUGCUCCCUCUGCCAUGGCACUGGCGAGCACGCAAUGUUGCCACUCUCUCCAUGAUCUUCUGGCUAUUUGUCUCCAAUCUCAUCUACGCUGUUAACGCUCUCAUUUGGGGAGAUAACGUCAAAAUCGUCGCUCAGGUUUGGUGUGAUAUCACUACGAAACUGAUCAUUGGUGCCAACUUUGGUCUACCAGCGGCAUGCUUCUGCAUCAGCAUGCACCUCGAGAAAGUCGCGUCGUUGCGCAACGCGCAGAGCUCCAGCGUCGAACAACGUCGUCGCCGUCUGAUUGAAGCUGCUUUGUGUAUUGGUCUACCAUUUGCUUUCAUGGGACUUCACUUCAUCGUCCAAGGACACCGCUUCGACAUCAUCGAAGGCUACGGCUGCCGUCCGCACACCUACUACUCCAUUCCCGCCAUCUUUAUCGUGUGGCUCCCACCUUUGCUCGCAUCUUUCGGAUCUCUUUGUUACUCAGCCAUCGCUCUCCGCCACUUCGUCGUUCGCCGUCUCACAUUCGCUGCCCAUCUCAACUCGUCCAAGUCCGGCUUGACCACCUCCCGCUACAUGCGCCUGAUCGCUAUGGCUGCCACCCAGAUGAUCUGGGCUGUCACUGUCACCUCCUACUCGCUAUGGUUCACCUCCAUUGCCAUUCCUCUUCGCCCAUGGACCAACUGGGAGGACGUGCAUUCGGACUUUGGCCGUGUUGACCAGUUCCUCGACUUCUUCACCCCUCCUCAUAUCAAGCAUUCGUUCUAUGUCCUUUGGUGGAUGGUCCCCAUUUCCGCCUUCCUCUUCGUCGCAUUCUUUGCUUUCGGCAAGGACGCCAUGGAUGAGUACAAGAAGUGCUUCACUUGGGUCAAAGUCAACAUCUUCCGCAUCAAGCCCAGCGAUACGUCUACCAAGAAACCGUUCUCGUUCGUCCAGUUCUCAAGGUAUGUUUCAGCUGCAGAGCCGUCCUGGACUAGGCUAACUCCCCGCUCUUCCAUCAGUGGCAAGUCACCUGCCAUUCUCCCCAUCUCUAAACCCACUCUCCAAGGGUCUACAAUGACAGAAUCGACACUCACGCCAUUCUCGCCCACCCAGUCCAGCCGGUUGUCCCUUUCGACGCUGCGCAACUCGGACGAAGACUGUGAUUUCAAACCCUACCAAUUCGCACUGGGGAAGGCCAUCGGCUCGUAUACGGACCUGUCGGUCGCAGAACGCGAGCCCAUUUCGACCCCCUCUACUGCUGUAGGGUCGUCAUCACUUGGGCACGAAAAAACCUCGUCCUUCAAGUUCGACUUCCAACUCCCACCCCUCUCCCCUCCUUCACCUAUCACACCCCCUCCUCCCAAUCCUCGUCGAUUGAGGCCACUCAUGCUCGGUGCUUCCCGUGCGGAGGCGCCCACGAGCCCCAGACCUCUGACAUACCCCUCUCAUGAGGCGGCAAUGCGCGGUCUCGACGCUGAAAGCCAGCGUCAGUGA
Molecule: messenger RNA, 1515 nt
Organism: Coprinopsis cinerea okayama7#130
Lineage: Eukaryota; Fungi; Basidiomycota; Agaricomycetes; Agaricales; Psathyrellaceae
Product: pheromone receptor Rcb2 B43
Exons: 4
Coding region: 1-1515 (504 amino acids)
Biological process (GO): G protein-coupled receptor signaling pathway
Cellular component (GO): membrane
Molecular function (GO): mating-type a-factor pheromone receptor activity
Source: RefSeq, a predicted model, not a curated record